ACUACUGGGUAUAAAUGUGUAAAACAUACUCAGUCAUUGAGUUGCAGCUUCGUGAAAUGUAGACCACCUGGAACGCGUCCCCAUUCUAUGGUACUGUAGUUGGAUGACGUGGUAACUAUACGGAAGUUGUAAACAUGGAGGUCCCCACCGCGGACGGCGUGUCUGCACCUCUGCCUGGAAGAUGUGCUUUUUACGUGGAAAAGAAAAAACGAUACUGCAAAAUGAUAGUUGGAAGUGGAAAAGCAUAUUGUGGGGAACAUGCUAAUGCGGAAAAGGACUGUGAGAAAAAAAGAAUACCAUGUCCUCUGGAUCCAAAACAUACUGUAUUCGAAGAUCUUUUAGCAAAACAUCUGAAGAAGUGCAACUCCAGAGAGAAACCCAAACCUCUGUUCUAUGUGCAAGAUAUUAAUGCUGGACCAGCCAUUGUUGAGGACACCCUCAAAGAUGAGGUACCUUUAUCAGAUCGCAGCAAAGCAGAGUUGAACCUGCUCAUAAAAAAACUGAAGACUGCCGUCAAAGGGUUCAAAUGCAAACAUGAAGAAAAUAUACAAUCUCACCCUGCUCUCCAUGACGCUUUGAAUGAUCCAAAGAAUGGGGACUCUGCAUUCAAACACCUGAAGCAACAGGCGUCCCUUUUAGGAAACAUGGAGGAUUUGCACCUGCUUGAACCUAACAGGUGUUUUGUUGAGUUUGGUGCAGGGAAAGGCAAGCUUUCCCACUGGAUCCAUGUCGCUCUGAAAGCCUAUGACGACAUCCAUUUCCUGCUUGUGGAAAGAUCAAGCGCUCGUUUUAAAGUAGAUGGCAAACACCAGAAUUCUGAUACCAAAUUUGAAAGACUACAAGUGGAUAUUCAGCACCUUGAUUUGCGUAAAGUUCCUCUCCUCCAAGAAAAGGGACUUCCAGUGGUUGGAGUGGGCAAACACUUGUGUGGCGCAGCAACAGACCUUGCUCUUCAAUGCCUACUGGGCAGCUCAGAGACUGCGCCCCAUGGGAUCAAAGAUCAGCCACCCAGCAAGCGCUCAAAGCUCCAGCAGCAGCCUGGAGAGUCUACAGGACCGGAGCUUCAGCCCAUUCCCAGGGUGGCAGGGGAGACAGCUGCCGGCCAGGAGCUGAGGGUGGGUGGGGUGGCCAUCGCCUUGUGCUGCCACCACCGCUGUGACUGGAGGCAUUAUGUAGGCAAGGAGUUCUUCAAGGAGAAAGGACUUGGUGCCUCUGAGUUCGCUGCCUUCCUGCGCAUGUCAAGUUGGGCGACCUGUGGCUCGAGACAAGCGAGACAGACCUCUCCACCACAAGGUCAAACUGACCAAACAUUUGAGGAAGAGGAGCACGAGGCGACAGAAGAGGCUGAACUAGACAGCUUGGAAGGAGUGUUGAAUGCUGAGGACCGUGAACACAUAGGACGCCUGUGCAAGCUGCUGAUUGACCAGGGCAGGGUUCACUUCCUGCAGCAGAAGGGAUUUGACUCCCGCCUACUCUACUACACCAGCUCAGAUGUUUCUCUAGAAAACGUGUUGCUGACUGCACUUCCCGCCUCGCGGUGAAAAUAAAUUCCAUUGACAGUGCAACCUGCACGGUGCACAGGCAGCACAACUCUCUAUUUUGAGCAGUGCUAUUUAGCUUGAUACUUUUCCUCUUUUUUUUAAGCCCAAGAAAGCAAGAAACCUGUUUGCACUUACAGAAAACAUUACACUGGUAACAGAAGAAAACAGACUGUUAACAAGGCAAAAAGCUCAGGACAUAGCAGACAAGACUAUGGUUGGAGUCAAUUCCAUUUAAAGUUUAGUCAUUUAAUUUUUGUAAAUUUAUUUUUAAAAUGUCCAGGAAAUUAAGUGGAUUUGACAAGUUAGAUUUCCCAAAAAGAGAAAUAAAUGCUUAAAAGGACAUGCUUGACAAGACCAGGCAGUCACCACACGGAAGACGAGACGUUGUCCACAACAGACAAGGCAGGAACCGGCAGAGGCCAACAUGAAUGACUGCUACAGUAGGUCACAGUAACAGUGCAGAUUCUGCCACAGCUUCAAGGGUCACAUUUAGUUCUGAGGUGUAGUUUGACUCAGGUGCUGAAACAGACAUUUCAAAAGGACAGUAUCAUUAAAGAGCAAUUCCGGGGGUCUACAAAAAUGCAAAUACCUUUUGGCACGAUUUGUUCCAGGAACAAUUAGUAAUAUCCCUCAUAAAUAUUCAUAGUAGUCAGCGAAUGACAACGUGUCUUUGGAAGCUAGCGAGUGAGUCAAACUGCACUAGAUGGCACCGUACAGAACGUAACGUUAGGUGGAUGAGUUGAGGACUUUUCUCACCUCUUGGGACUGACUGGGAGUGGUACCGUUAGCUUGUUUGCCUACUUAGUUUUUCUGCGUGGAUUAAACUUGAAUAAACUUUUCAAUAAUGUGUCAGCUUACCCUGCUAUUAGUCAACAGAUCACCAUACAGUUCAAGUACAUAUUUGUUGGUACAUACGAUUUACACGAUGCAUAUUUAGCAUGGCGUUAACUCUUUUCCGUGCCUCCUGGCAGUAGACGCGCAUGAAAUCUCGGCCAAACAUCUCUCUGUCAUCCUCAUCCUCAGAUUUAUUCGGGGCAGCUGGCAGCUCCACUUCAUAUGUUAGAGGGUUGUCUCUGAAAUUCACAAACCUGCAAGUAUAGCGAACAUGAUGAAUGAAGAUUAAUUUGUUUUGAUAUAAAAUACAUUGAUGGAAAUCUUUUGCUAGUUUUAAUAUGAAUAUAAAGCUUUUGGAAAUACAA
Oncorhynchus keta (chum salmon) is the source of this 2740-nucleotide messenger RNA. It is a transcript of the gene trmt13, whose product is annotated as tRNA methyltransferase 13 homolog. NCBI's taxonomy places the organism in Eukaryota, Metazoa, Chordata, Actinopteri, Salmoniformes, Salmonidae. The transcript has 11 exons. Bases 135 to 1541 code for a protein of 468 amino acids. Gene Ontology annotation, biological process: tRNA methylation. The record is from RefSeq and is a predicted model, not a curated record.